Molecule: messenger RNA, 1444 nt
Organism: Terrapene triunguis (Three-toed box turtle)
Lineage: Eukaryota; Metazoa; Chordata; Testudines; Emydidae
Gene: ISG15
Product: ISG15 ubiquitin like modifier
Exons: 2
Coding region: 63-536 (157 amino acids)
Biological process (GO): modification-dependent protein catabolic process; protein ubiquitination
Cellular component (GO): cytoplasm; nucleus
Molecular function (GO): protein tag activity; ubiquitin protein ligase binding
Source: RefSeq, a predicted model, not a curated record
CUCGGACUCGGACUCGGGACGCUGCGGAUUCGGAACCAGGGAGACCCCGGCAAGCUGCAGACAUGGCCCUGUGGCUCAGCGUGAAGCUGCUGAGUGGCGAGACGCACCGCUUGGAGGUCACCAGCACGACGACCGUCUCGGCUUUCAAGGCCCAGAUUGCCCAGAAGACGGGGGUGUCCCCGUACCAGCAGAAGUUGGCCUGCCAGAACGGGGCCUACGUGGAGCUGCGCGAUGGCUCCCGGCUCUCCGACUACCAGCUCAAUCCUGGAGACAUCGUCCUGCUGGUGGUAAAGAACGAGGAGCCCGUCACCAUCUUCGUGAAGAACGACAAGGGCAGGACCGGCACCUACACCGUCCUCCCCUCCGACGGGGUCACCCAGUUCAAGGGGCGGGUCCAGCAGCAGGAGAACAUCCAGGCGGAGCAGUUCUGGCUCAGCUUUGAGGGGAAGCCGCUCGAGGACGGCCACAAGCUGGGAGAUUACAACAUCGCCCCCCACUGCACCAUCUUCCUGCACCUGCGUCUGCGGGGGGGCUGAGCCCCCGGGGCCUGACUUUCCUGCUCCCUUCCUCUUUUCCUAGAUAGACCUUAGCGUCCCAAACAUCGUACGCCGGCUUUGGACUCUGGCAUGUGAAGCUGUGUCCGGCUCCAGCACUGGCUGGGGUGGGGGGUGAUGCAGAGGACUAGGAGAGGGUCUCCGGGAGAGUGAGCAUCAUGUUGACGCUCGGUUGCCCACAGCACUCGCACCCCAUUGUGCACGCGCUCACCAGCUCCUCAUCCAUCCGUGCAUCACAUUCCAGUGCAGCAUGGUCCCGCUGUGCCAGGCCGUGUGGCUGACCUGGGCCCUGCAGAGCGACUCUGUUCCUUCCAGGGGGCACAGUGGGGCCGGGCUCCCUGCCAUGGUGGAAACUCUCUCCCGUAGGAGGUUUGCUCAGUUAGCUCCUCCAUGUGAAUGAGACACCCCCCCCCCGAACGUGUCUGUCAUGCCAUGUGUGUAGCGAGUUGUUUCCUUGCUAUAGGUGUUGGUGUGGUUCCCCGGCAGCGCUAACCCUAGCGGAAGAGCGCGCUGGCCUCUCCCUUUAUCACCGAUUGAAUUCAGGUGUGACGCUUGCAUGCCAACGUCACAAGAAGAUCCAGCACAACCCCCUGCUCUGCCUCUUUACGGGCUGUGCCGCUGCUUCAUGUGAUGUCACAUUGGGGUGGGGCUAAGGCUGUAAUGACCACUGGGGAUAGUGGCCUGUGAAGAAACAAAGGAACUAGCCUGAUUAGACUCUGGCAUUGGCAGUAAGGAUUUCGGUCUUUUUUGUCACAAGACAGUAUUUGCGUUUUCUGAACUGUGAUUGAUGGACUCAGUCUGUGAUUGUAUUGCACACUAGGGCACUUUGCUUUGUAAAUGCAUGAGAAUGAUGAUCUAAUAGGAUCAAUAAACAGGUUUCCUCAAAUCCU